Suillus plorans is the source of this 357-nucleotide messenger RNA. RefSeq lists its product as uncharacterized. Lineage: Eukaryota; Fungi; Basidiomycota; Agaricomycetes; Boletales; Suillaceae. The annotation marks the transcript as partial. The record is from RefSeq and is a predicted model, not a curated record. The transcript has a single exon.
AUGGUCUUAACAGUUGCCUUCUCUCUCACCAAGCAACAGUUACUGGACCCACACACUCACUUUUACCUUGGAGACGUUGGAGAUGACCCACUUGAGAUCUGUUUUGGUCGCACAUGCAUGAUCGGGGGUCAUAAUUCUGCAUGCUCUUAUGCUCAGGCUAUCAAUCGUCUUGCUGCUGCAAAGGAUAUCGACAGCAUUUUUAAAUGCCAUCCCAAGCUUGAUCCAGGUCAUCGACACCUCAAACUCAUGCACCAUGAGGAAGUCAAUUACAUAAACUGUGAGAUCUGGGAAGGUAAUAUUAUUGCUGGUCAUGAUGAUCUUCCCUUAGCUUGGCGCAAAGGUCGCGAUGCUGCUCUA